UCCACCUCCUCUUCCUCCUCCUCUUCCUUCUCUCUGCUUCCUUGUCUCCUCCUCUUCUGCUGUCUGAAUGAAUGGAUGAAUGAAGCAGGUAGUCUGAUGCUGUGGGCUGAGCUCCUCCAUGGCUGCCAGUACUACCACUGCCACCUCGGACCGGAGCACCCCAGCCUGCUCUCCUGUGCUGCGAAAGCGUUCCCGCGCCUCCACGCCCCAGCUGAGCCCCGAUGCUGACAGCAGCAUGGUGGAGAAGGGCUCCUCAGACCAGGCCUCGGACCGCUCCCCCACCACUGAGCAGACCAUCCAGCACCAACGCUCCACCUCCCAGGCCCUCCACCCCACCAACAGCAGCAGCCGCAGCGGGGGCAAGAACUCCAAGAAAAGUCCGAGCUGGUACAAUGUAUUGAGUCCAACCUACAAGCAGCGCAAUGAGGACUUCAGGAAGCUCUUCAAGCAGCUGCCGGACACUGAACGCCUCAUCGUGGACUACUCCUGUGCCCUGCAGCGAGACAUCCUCCUGCAGGGACGCCUCUACCUCUCAGAGAACUGGAUUUGUUUCUACAGCAACAUCUUCCGAUGGGAAACUCUGCUGAUGGUGCGACUGAAGGACAUCUGCUCCAUGACCAAGGAGAAGACGGCCCGCCUCAUCCCCAACGCCAUCCAGCUCUGCACCGACAACGACAAGCACUUUUUCAGCUCUUUCGGGGCGAGGGACCGGACAUACAUGAUGAUGUUCAGACUGUGGCAGAACGCUCUCCUGGAGAAGCCUUUAUGUCCCAAAGAGCUGUGGCACUUUGUCCAUCAGUGCUAUGGUAAUGAACUGGGUCUGACCAGUGAUGAUGAGGACUAUGUCCCUCCUGAUGAAGACUUCAACACCAUGGGGUACUGUGAGGAGCUUCCUGUGGAGGAGAACAUCGAGCAGAGCCACGACACCAGCAACAACCUCAGCAAGAACCCCGAGGCCAAGCCCGAUGUGAGCCCCCUCGUGCCUCACAGACCCUUCCCCGAAAUCAGCCCCCCGGAGCUGCCCAGCACGGAGCCCCCAGCCCCUCAGUGUGACCCGGCCCCUGUGGAGGACGUAUCCAGCCCCUUACCUGACGCAGACUUCCUGACCCUUCCCCUGCCCGAGAACCUCUGCAACACCGCCCCUUUGCAGCCGCUGGACCUCAACGAGAACGAGGACCUGCCCACCGAAUUAAGCGACUCAUCCGAGACACAUGAUGAAGGUGAGGUCCAGGCUUUCCACGAGGACCUGGGUGGCCGGCAGUUCAUCAACGAAGUGUACAAGUUUGGUGUGGACAAGAUGUAUGACUUACUCUUCACUGAGUCUGACUUCAUGAGGGACUUUCGGGAGCAGAGGAGGUUCUCAGAUGUGGUGUAUCACACGUGGAGGACAGAGGAGGACGGUAACCAGUCAAAAGAGAUCAUGUACACCAUCGCCCUGAACAAUCCCCUGGCUCCAAAGACAGCCACGGUCACUGAGACACAGACUCUGUACAAGGCCAGCCAGGAGAACGAGUGCUACAUCAUCGAUGCAGAGGUGAUCGCCCACGAUGUUCCCUACCACGACUACUUCUACACCCUCAACCGCUACAUGCUCACCAGAGUAGCCAAGAACAGGUGUCGUCUUAGGGUGUCAACAGAGCUUCGGUACAGGAAGCACCCAUGGGGGCUUGUCAAGGGCUUCAUUGAGAGGAACUUCUGGAGUGGCCUGAAUGAGUACUUCAGACACUUAGAGUUGGCGCUGAGUAAGCUGGAUGUGAUGUUGAUGGAGCCUCACAGACAGUCACCUAAAACCAAGGCUCUGAGGAUGUGUACCAGCCGCCGGAGGAAACGGAUACUAGUCCAUCACCUCAGAGCUCCGGGGAACAUGGACAAGGCUUUGAGCCCUGUCAGCACUCCUGAGAACGAGGAGGACGAAGACAUCCACCUCACCAAACACGUGGCAGGCCAGCCCUUCAGAGGCCACCAGCUGAUCUGUGGUUCCACACAGACCAGACACAUACCUGACUCUCCAGGUGGUUUUGCACUCUACAACUUCUCCAAACUCCUGCUUCUCAUCGGCCUUGUGAUCUCUAUAAGCCUGGUACUGCUGGUGGUUCUCAACGUCAUGCUGUUCUACAAGCUGUGGAUGCUGGAGUACACCACUCAGAGACUCGCUGCAUCGCAGGGACUGAGACCUGAUGAAAGCGGAGCUCCGGACACCCAGCUGGAAUGGGUGCAGCUCACGGACUCCCAGCAGCGCUACGAUAAAGAGGAUCUCCAGAAGUGGAAGGAGAUAAUCAGAUCCUCAGUGGUGCAGCUCGAUAAGAUAAAAGACUCCCUUCUUCAUCUCCAUAAAAGCAUUGGCCUCAAGGACCACCCGCCACACCCUGAGUCUGAAAAAAGGAGAACCCAGAAUAACUGAUCGAUAACGUCAAGGCAUGCGGACAUGAUGUGCAAUAUUCAUCCUACCUUUCUGAGCCCAUGGAGGGAAGGUGGCCUUCAAAAGGCCCUGCUGGGUGUUCAGUCCGAGCUGCACCCCGCUCAAGUGACCUCAUCAGACCUGCGGGAGAUGAGAUGGGAUUACACACUGCUGUGUCUCCUGAAGAGAGACAACAUCUUUGGCAGGAUUUGUCUGCAGCUUACCUUCCAUCUUGAUCAUCCACAUUCCUUCUCUCCACACGAUGCUGCAUCAAAACCUUUUGUUUUUUGUUCACAUCCAGACAAAGAUCAGACUGACCCAAAGCAUGCAACUUCUUCUCACUUCCGGUGCUUUGCCAAUUGAGAAUCCAUAUUGGAAUUAUAUAUGCAUUCGCUUUGAGAGGUGCAAAAACACAUAGACAUUUUCCUACCCUUCAAGGAUCUCAAACAGCUGCUGUAUCUCUUUGUGUUACACCUUGAGAAACAUGAUGAGAGACGUUAACUAAUCCACAGCCUGCAGUAUCAAAACUACACUGGAAAACCUGACACUUCAAUGAAAUGUAUUAUAUCAACAGAUUUCACAUAACUGUAUUAGGUUAGUUGAAAGCACUAAUAUUAAGUUUAAAUAACAAAUAUUAGGUUCAACUUAAUAUUAAUAUCUUUCAUCUAACCUAAUAAAGUUAUGUGUAAUCUGUUGAC
Trematomus bernacchii (emerald rockcod) is the source of this 3096-nucleotide messenger RNA. It is a transcript of the gene gramd1ba, whose product is annotated as GRAM domain containing 1Ba. Gene Ontology annotation, molecular function: sterol binding; sterol transfer activity. Gene Ontology annotation, cellular component: endoplasmic reticulum-plasma membrane contact site; endoplasmic reticulum membrane; plasma membrane. The transcript has 20 exons. Gene Ontology annotation, biological process: intracellular sterol transport. The record is from RefSeq and is a predicted model, not a curated record. The coding region runs from base 119 to 2401 and encodes 760 amino acids. NCBI's taxonomy places the organism in Eukaryota, Metazoa, Chordata, Actinopteri, Perciformes, Nototheniidae.